CCCGCCCUCCAAGGGAAGCGUGGCUACUUAUUUAUGCAGCGCUCUGACCGGCUCUGAUAUCAAAAUUCAGUGAAGAUGGACGUCGCAAAGAAUAUCGCAGACGAGCUGAACCGUGGCCGUUACACCGAAAAUGUUUUGAAGUACUUCUUCGAAAAGCCGGAUGAUUAUGAACAAGCGCUCACUGAUUCUGAAGACGAUCUGAGCGACGAUGAAAGCAGCAUAAUAAGACUGAAUAAUAUCCCUAAUCUGCAACUGAGCGAAGAUGAAGACGAGGAAGAAUGUAUCGGACUGGCGUCAGACGAGUUGGACCGUAAGAUAUCAGAGGCUAUAUCGAUAGUAACAUUUGAUGGGGAUAAAGACAGAGAAAUGGUGAAAAUCCGUAACUUUGACUGUAAAUGCUGCACGAGGAGAAAAGAGAACUCUCUGCAUGGGAGACAGUCAUGUAGCCAGAAGCUUUCUCCUGAUAUUAUGUACAACAUACGGCUGGAUUCUUUAGCUGCGGAAAAAGAGUGGCAGGACAUGCGAAUUAUUGGACAUUUAGAGGCAAACAGACGCACAGUGCAAACUUCAGAGAUGGUUACAUCCACAAAGAAGACACCGACAAAGAGAAAGUGUGCCCGAACGACUUAUUUCAUUGGAGGCAACGAGAUCUGCAAGAAUACUUUUCUGUUUCUUAUGGGCAUUGGCAAAGACACCCUGGCUGAUAUAGUCAAACACUAUGAGGAGAAUGGCGCAAGACCACGUUUGAGGAAGAAGCACUCACUGCCACGUCCGCCAGCCAGGUUCAUCAGGCCUGAGGAUAUCAACAGAGUUGUGGACUUCAUAAAAAACUAUGCAGAAGACAAUGCCAUCAUGCUGCCUGGCCGACAGCCUGGGCAUAAGGAUUGGCAUGUGAAGUUGCUGCCAACUCAUGUGUCCAAGGCCUCAGUGUGGCGUCUCUACGUGAAGUCUGCUAAGGAGCUUGGUGAGCGUGCAGUUUGUAAAACCAGCUUCAAAGCACUGUGGGACCGACUUCUCCCACACAUCAAAAGUUGCCGGCCACGCACAGAUCUCUGCUGGCAGUGCCAAAGCAAUAAUGAGCAGCUGAUAUGAAGUGCAAACCUCCCAGAUGACAGAAAGUCUGAAGCAGUAAAGAAGCAACAAGAUCAUCUUUCCCUUUUGCAGAAAGAGAGGGCUGUGUACAACGACAUGACUGCUGCCUGCAAAAAGAUUUGCUCUGGCUCUAACCUGUCUUUUGGACCGUCCCUACCAGCAAGCAAGAAGAUUAGGAUGCAUUACAGUUUUGAUUUUGCUCAGCAGUUACACUUUCCCUCAAACCCUCUCCAGCCAGGACCAAUGUACUUCCUGACCCCACGGAAAUGUGGCCUAUUUGGUGUUUCCUGUGAAGGGCUGCAGAAACAGGUGAAUUACCUGAUUGAUGAAGGCAUGUCAUCUACUAAGGGAAGCAAUGAAGUCAUCAGCUACAUGCAUCAUUUCUUCGGCAACUUUGGAGUUGGAGAAACAGAGGUGGAUCUUCAUUGUGACAACUGUAGUGGGCAGAACAAGAACAACUUCAUGCUCUGGUACCUUGCCUGGCGGGUUGGACACAAGCUUCACGAUAAAAUUGAAAUCCACUUCCUUAUUGCUGGCCACACCAAGUUUUCCCCUGACUGUGGCUUUGGACUCAUCAAGCAAGCCUACAUGAAGACAAGAGUCAACACUUUGGCAGACAUCGC
Megalobrama amblycephala (Wuchang bream) is the source of this 1715-nucleotide messenger RNA. RefSeq lists its product as uncharacterized. The record is from RefSeq and is a predicted model, not a curated record. The coding region runs from base 76 to 1092 and encodes 338 amino acids. The transcript is spliced from 4 exons. NCBI's taxonomy places the organism in Eukaryota, Metazoa, Chordata, Actinopteri, Cypriniformes, Xenocyprididae.